AUUUGUCUACGUUGCCUAUGAUCAAAUCUUUGAAUUUUGCAGAGACGCGUAACUGAUGCCCUACCAUCUCGGAGAAGGAAAAAACCGUGAGGCAGAACGAAUCUAGACGAUUACUUCUAGCGUCUUGCAACGGGCUAAUAUAAAUUUGACUGUGAUCCUUGAAGACAAUUGAUCCGAUUCAUAUUCGGCAUUAGAGCAGUAAUGGCCUGCAUGGGUUCUCUGAGCUUUUCCACGCAGACCCUCAAGUCCACCUAUUUACCCUCUUCACAAAAAUGCCAUUCACUAAUGAGCUUUGGCACUUUAUCUGAGCAACGAUGCAUUCAGAUGUCGUCAUUGUCAACAACUAAAUAUUGUGGACUCAGGAGCACUUCGUUACAUGGAUGCAAAAGAAUCAGGCCCAAACAAUAUUAUAGAACAAGUGCACCAAAAAAAACAGGUAUCAGGUGCAUGUUCACUGGAAUAGUUGAAGAGAUUGGAAAGGUUAAGGAAAUAGGGACUGGAGACAAAGAAGGUUUUGAGAUGACAAUAGAAUCCAAUUUUGUUGUCGAAGACAUUAAGUUGGGGGAUAGCAUUGCUGUGAAUGGUACAUGUCUGACUGUGACAAGGUUCAAUUCACACUCAUUUACAGUGGGUUUGUCCCCUGAAACCCUCAGAAAAACUUCCCUAGGAGAAACUAGUGCCGAGUCCGAUGUCAAUCUAGAACGUGCGCUGCAACCAAAUUCCAGAAUGGGUGGUCACUUUGUUCAGGGCCAUGUUGAUGGGACUGGGGAAAUUGUAUCUAUGGAAGAAGAAGGUGAUUCUCUAUGGAUUAAGGUCAAGACCCUCCCCGCAUUGCUGAAGUACAUCGUUCCAAAGGGAUUUAUAACUGUGGAUGGCACAAGUUUAACAGUUGUUGAUGUUUUUGAUGAUGAAGAUUGCUUUAAUUUUAUGCUGGUAGCUUACACCCAACAGAAGGUAGUGAUUCCUGGGAAGAAAGUUGGCAACAAAGUCAAUCUGGAGGUGGAUAUUCUUGGGAAAUAUGUUGAGAGAUUGUUGAGUGGGUACAAGGAUCCUGUUGUUUUGAAUGGCUAGAGGAAACUUCUUUAACUAUGAGAGAUAUGAGCAUUGAAUUUGGAGACCUCAAUGGUGCUUGUAUUCAACAUGUGAUUUUAACAGAUCCAAUGGAAAUAGAUCAAUUCAGUUUGUGUACUUAGUGAGUACAUCAUUCUUAAUAUGGCUAUUUUGUUUCAAUAAUUUUUUUGACAUCUGUAUCUUUCAUUUAAACAUAUUAUUCUGUCUUAAGGAAACGAUUCCAUAAAUAUAUUAUUUUGAUGGUAA
Molecule: messenger RNA, 1317 nt
Organism: Cryptomeria japonica (Japanese cedar)
Lineage: Eukaryota; Viridiplantae; Streptophyta; Pinopsida; Cupressales; Cupressaceae
Product: riboflavin synthase
Exons: 2
Coding region: 202-1071 (289 amino acids)
Biological process (GO): riboflavin biosynthetic process
Molecular function (GO): riboflavin synthase activity
Source: RefSeq, a predicted model, not a curated record